AUGGAUAAGUCUAUUGCUAAAGGUCUCGGUGAUAAAUUAUACGAAAAGAGGAAAGCAACUGCUCUAGAGUUACAAAAGUUAGUUACUCAAUGUGUGAUCGAUGGAGAUUAUGCUCGUGUAGACAAAAUAAUCGAUGAGCUUUGUAGAGAUUAUGCUUAUGCUUUACAUCAACCAACUGCUAGAAAUGCUGGGCUGAUGGGGCUAGCUGCAGCUGCAAUUGCAUUAGGUACAAAUAACGUUGGAAGAUAUUUACAUCAUAUAUUACCUCCUGUGCUUGCAUGUUUUGGUGAUCAGAAUGAUCAAGUUAGAUUCUAUGCCUGUGAAAGUUUAUACAAUAUUGCUAAGAUAGCCAAGGGUGAAAUUUUGGUCUAUUUCAAUGAAGUAUUCGAUGUCUUAUGUAAAAUAAGUGCUGACACGGAAACAUCAGUCAGAGGUGCCGCUGAAUUAUUAGAUAGAUUAAUUAAGGAUAUAGUAGCAGAGCGAGCUUCAAAUUAUAUCAGCGUGGUUAAUAAUGACCCUAAAGAUAUGCCUCCUGCUACAAAAGUCGAUGUCGUAUCAGGCAAUGUUUACAGAGAGGAGCAUGGCCAAGAUGAUGAACAGGCCUUCUCUUUACCAAAGUUUAUACCAUUGCUAUCAGAAAGGAUAUAUGCUAUAAAUCCAGACACUCGUGUAUUUUUAGUAGAUUGGUUAAAAGUUCUAUUAAAUACCCCAGAGUUAGAAUUGAUUUCUUAUUUGCCAUCAUUUUUAGGGGGUUUAUUCACAUUUUUAGGAGACUCUCAUAAGGACGUGAGAACUGUUACACAUGAAUUAAUGGAUCUUUUAUUACAAGAAGUAGAGAGAAUAUCAAAAUUACAGGAUGAUUUGGCAAGAAAAAGCAUUUCCAGUGAACCAAAGAGCGAUGAGGAUACACCGGUUAAAAAAAAUGAAGGAACUUUGAUAGCUCAAAAGAAAAAACAUUUACUAGAUGCACUAGGGAAACUAUCAACAGAUUCAAAUGAAGUGGCUUCACCUUCAACAAUUCAAACAAACAACACAAUACCUGUAACCGGUUCCAUACCAACAACGCCAACAGAAGAAGAAGGUGCUGUGACAGAGUCUACAUCAAUUCGUGAUGGUGAAGAAUAUAUUUUAGGUCAGGAUAUUCAUUUAAAUUUCCCUGAUAUCAUCGAGAUAUUAGUUAACAACUUAGGUUCAUCCGAAUAUGAAGUUAGGCUAGCAUCAUUGCAUUGGAUUGAAAGUUUAAUGGAUUUAUCCUCAGGUGAUUUUAUACCUUACUUCUCAAAAAUAUUAUCCUUACUACUGAAGCUAUUAGGUGAUUCCGAUAACCGUAUAAGUGAAUCAGCUCAAAUAGUCAAUUCCAAAUUUAUGAAAUUAUGUGCAAAUUAUGAUCAUAACAAGAAUCCAAACGCCAUUGCCUAUGGGUCAAUUGUUAAUAGCUUGACCCUACAAUUUUUUGAUAGUAAAGUUGAUGCAAAAAUAGCAUGUCUUGACUGGUUAUUGCUGAUUCACAAGAAGGCACCAAAUCAAAUUUUUGAGCAUAAUGAUAGUAUGUUUUUAACUUUAUUGAAAUCACUAUCUGAUAAUGAUACAAGAUUAAUAGAAAAAGCGUUAUGUCUGUUGAAUUGCUUAUGUGUUGAUUCAAAAGAUGACUACUUAAAGAAGUUUUUGGGGGAUCUACUAAACUUAUUGAAGAAUGAUCCCAAAUUAUUCAAAACCCGUGCUAAUUAUAUAAUGAGACAACUAUGUGCCAGGCUUUCCGCUGAACGUAUUUAUAAGGUAUUGUCAUCUCUUCUAGAUUCCAGAGAUGACAUUAUGUUCAGUAAAAUGAUGAUACAAAUUUUAAGCACCAAUUUGAUGACUGCAAAUGAGGUUGACUCAUUAAGGAAGAAAUUAAGAAAAGGAGAAGACGGAAUGUUUUUCAAUACGCUAUUUAAGUGGUGGUGCUACAAUCCUGUCUCAGUGAUAUCACUGUGCUUGGUUUCAGAAAAUUAUGAUCUGGCUUACUCAGUUCUUCAAGCGUAUGUUAAUUAUGAUCUUGGUUUAAGUGAUCUUGUGCAAUUAGAUGUUUUAGUUCAAUUAUUGGAAUCUCCAGUUUUUACUAGGAUGAGGCUGCAGUUGUUAGAACAACAAAAAUACCCGUUCCUAUACAAGAGUUUGUACGGCAUUUUAAUGAUUUUACCCCAAUCGAAGGCAUUUGACAUAUUAAACAAGAGAUUAAGUAGCAUAACGGUUUGGGCUUCGCAGAAUGCAGGAUCAUCUAAUUUUUAUAAGAGCAAUAGGAGCAGUUCAAACCUAAGUGUAGGAACUGAAAGUUCACAAAGGUCUGUUUCCCAAAGUAGACAUCAUUACCAAGAGUUACUUGAUCAUUUUAACAAGAUCUGUAGCCAGGCUAGUCCAAAUGUCAAUCUGGGUACGCUAUAUGAACCAACCAUUUCAAUACUAAAUGGAACAGUUCUGGAACAAGAUAAAAAUCCUCUGAAACAGUCUAUACCAAAUGAAUUAGAAGUGACAAGCUUCAAAGAAUCUGAAAACUAUUCAGUAGAUGGAUCAUCAGUACUGAUCAAAAAUGAGGCAAAUAGAGAUAUGACUAGGACAUCUGAAAGCUUUACUAACUAA
Molecule: messenger RNA, 2616 nt
Organism: Vanderwaltozyma polyspora DSM 70294
Lineage: Eukaryota; Fungi; Ascomycota; Saccharomycetes; Saccharomycetales; Saccharomycetaceae
Gene: VAC14
Product: Vac14p
Exons: 1
Coding region: 1-2616 (871 amino acids)
Biological process (GO): phosphatidylinositol biosynthetic process; positive regulation of kinase activity
Cellular component (GO): endosome membrane; fungal-type vacuole membrane; PAS complex
Source: RefSeq, a predicted model, not a curated record